This is a messenger RNA of Gamsiella multidivaricata, 1088 nucleotides long. RefSeq lists its product as uncharacterized. The transcript is spliced from 2 exons. Bases 385 to 966 code for a protein of 193 amino acids. NCBI's taxonomy places the organism in Eukaryota, Fungi, Mortierellomycota, Mortierellomycetes, Mortierellales, Mortierellaceae. The record is from RefSeq and is a predicted model, not a curated record.
CCUAGCAGAGAGUAAGGCUGCUCUUUUAGUCCACGCUUAUCCGCUGAAUCAUUUGGUUCUCUGCCCCCCUCACUGCUCUGAUUGCUCCGUUCGCCCCAGUCGUUUAAUCGCUCCAACCGCUCUAUCACACAUAUAUUUUGUGUCCUGUGAAGCCUCCAUACCCGGAACCAAUCAGAACUUAAGGAGCCUCUCUCUUGCUCCCAUACAGUCAGAUCGUCUAGCGAACACUGGUUCAUACAUCACAGGCAUUUCAAUUGAUAUCGAACUUUACUACGCCCACUUUUGCGUAGACCAGUUGUACCCAGUUGCCACCGCUCAUUUCUGCCUAGCUCAAUGGUCAACGGUCGAUGCUCAUCUCUUGAGUGACCGGUUGGUAUUGCUCUCAUGUGUGAGCUAUCACUUUGGUUGGAUUGGAGCACCCCUUUGUCUUUAAUUGGCAUCGAAUCUGUCGGCGAGAGAGGAAUGCAUACACCACGCGUCGUCUUUGUUAACAAAAGUUACGAUAGACCCAAGAAAGGAUCAUGCAUAGAGGGCUUUACAAGACCAUGGUGUGUAUACUAUGUACUAUGGCAGUCUAAGGAUUAUUGCACCGUCUUUAUUACCAACACGAUAAAAUGCAUUCAGCUCCCAUAUAUUCACAUCGUGGUCAUUGUUUAUAACAAGAAUCGUCUCUUCCCAGUUCCUAUCAAGCUGUUAAGCAGGUUUUCCACCUCCUAUCUGACAGAGGCCUCUCCGGAAGAUGUUUGCAAUAGCAAAGGGGUCUCUCAACGGUACGACAACGCCAUCAAGUUCAUGGCUGCCGUCGACAUCGUGCCAGGGCUGUCAAGAAGAUUCAGUAUACUCGGACUUUUGUGCAUUUCUGCUCCUUGUAUCAGAAAACUGGGAUCUCAAAAGGAACUGUGCUCAAUAUUUGAAGGACCUCAAGUUCUUCGAUGCUAUCGUAUUGUUGUCCAGAUAUUCCCCUAACUUGUAGUGCAGGUCUCUUUCAGAGGGUAGUGCAGUCGACUUGCAGAGAAAAUUUAUAAACUGCUGUGCUGGAUUGCAAGACAUGCAUGAGAGCAAAGGCUCGAGCAGAUGCAUCUUAGGGA